Aureobasidium subglaciale EXF-2481 is the source of this 3192-nucleotide messenger RNA. RefSeq lists its product as uncharacterized. Gene Ontology annotation, biological process: microtubule cytoskeleton organization; protein phosphorylation; intracellular signal transduction. The record is from RefSeq and is a predicted model, not a curated record. Lineage: Eukaryota; Fungi; Ascomycota; Dothideomycetes; Dothideales; Saccotheciaceae. Gene Ontology annotation, cellular component: cytoplasm. The transcript is spliced from 3 exons. Bases 1 to 3192 code for a protein of 1063 amino acids. Gene Ontology annotation, molecular function: ATP binding; protein serine/threonine kinase activity; tau-protein kinase activity.
AUGUCGUCGGCCGCCGUACAUGCCUUGCCGCAGCAUUUCCAACAGUCCUCACCCAAUGCCUCGCCCUCUUCAGCCCGCCGUCCGCAGAGCCAAAGACCUUCGACCGGGUCCGGCCCUUCACACUUCGACACUCCUUCUGCCAUAGCUGCCCGUCAAGUUUCCUCGUCCUCGACCCAGGCUUCGCCGAACCACCGCAAGAUCUCUACCGCCUAUGACUCGAUGGAGCCCGCCAUGCCUCAACAAGAUUACACAUCUACUCACCCACACCUCAACACAGAUAGUCCGUCGCAGGCCCGUCGGAAAGAGUUGGAUCAACCCUCGUCGCCUCGCCAUAUGAUCCCCGACACUCUUCCUCGUGAAGACAGCGCCAUCUUGAGCAGGUUGGUUAUCGACGACCCGCAGGCCGACGCUGCUCGUGAGAGAGAUCGUCAGGCCGAAGCACAAGCCAUGUCCGCCAACCACCACCACGAACCCUCCAUGUCAACCAUGGAAGCCCCUGAUGAGGCUUCCGCCCCCCGCCGCCGCCAAGAGCACCUCAAGUCAAGUCACCCUAGAAAGGAGACCAAGUUCGGAGAGUACAUCCUGGGACAGACACUGGGUGAGGGAGAGUUCGGCAAGGUCAAGAUGGGGUGGAAGAAAGAGGGAGGCGUCCAGGUCGCCAUCAAGCUGAUUCGCCGCGAAACGUUGGGCAACAAUCCCAACCGCCUUCCCAAGAUCUACCGCGAGAUAUCGAUUCUCCGCGGACUAGCACAUCCCAACAUCGUCCGUCUGCAUGAGAUGGUCGAGACCGAGAGGCAUAUUGGAAUCAUCCUCGAGUACGCGUCGGGCGGAGAACUGUUCGACUACAUCCUGAACCACCGCUAUCUUAAGGACAAUGCGGCCCGUCGGUUGUUUGCACAGCUCGUAUCUGGUGUUGGCUACUUGCAUAAGAAGGGUAUUGUCCAUCGCGACCUGAAGCUGGAGAACCUACUGCUGGACCGCAACCGCAACAUCAUCAUCACCGACUUUGGCUUUGCCAACACCUUCAACCCGGACGAUGAGCUGGGCGAGGACAUCGAGUACAAUCUGAACAACAAGGACUUUGUUUCCAAGAUGGGCCUGGAACACGUACAACCGACCGGUCACCGUCGAGGUGAUCUCAUGCAAACGAGCUGUGGUAGCCCGUGCUAUGCUGCGCCAGAACUGGUUGUUAGUGACUCGCUCUACACUGGCCGCAAAGUCGACGUGUGGAGCUGCGGUGUCAUAUUGUACGCAAUGCUUGCAGGAUAUCUGCCAUUCGACGAUGAUCCGGCCAACCCCGAAGGCGAUAACAUUAACCUAUUGUACAAGUAUAUUGUGUCGACUCCCCUAACCUUCCCCGAGUACGUCACCCCUCACGCUCGCGAUCUGCUUCGUCGCAUUCUCGUGCCCGAUCCGAGAAAGCGCGCCGACCUGUUCGAAGUUGCUCGUCACAGCUGGCUGAGCGAGUACGCCCAUGUCGUUGGUUUCAUAACAAGUACCACGACUACUUCGGCCGACAUUGUCGACUCUGCCAUUCCUACUGAAGAUCAAUAUGAUGUACCACAACUCGCCCGCAGUGCAUCCGUCAGAGAACCUUCCAAACCUAGUCAGAUUUCUGUUCCUGGUGGCCUCAUCAACAAGAAUGUUCCCAUCAAUGAAACUGAGACAAAGACGCCCCGCGAUGCUAAGCGCAGAACUGUGCAGGUCGAGUAUGUUGCUCCCAACUCUCAGACCGUGCGCCAGCAACCCAUUUCGACCUCGCUGCCCACUAGUGUCGCUUUGGCACAACCUGGACCUCCUCCUUCUUCUCAAGGAAGAUCGCGUGCGAGAGGGGACAGUGCUUCCGGACCCGUGGCCGUCAACCCUGCAUCUUACGAUCCAUCGACCAGUGCCCAGCGUUCUCAACCACGUCCAGCUACCCAAUCCGCAAUGUCGCCUCCUGUCCGCCCCCAUCGCGAGCCUGCACGAGCAGUCACCGACUCGACUCCAUUCACCGUCGGUUCUCCGACUUCAAAUGCUCGUCCUACUACGAGCGGCUCGAGAUUACCGUCGCGUGGUAACUCGUAUGGUCAACCUGCGCUUGCCACGGUCGCUGCUACCAAUGCCGAAGGUCGUUUCUCGCAGCCCAACAAAUCUUCUGGCUACAUGAUCUCUGGUCCAGGUUCGCAAGAAGGCUCAAAGAGAAACUCAUACACAAGGCCAGUCAGCCAGCAUCUGCCUGCCGACUACCAAACGGCUCCUCAACAGCCCGCAGAAAGACAAGUUCGUGGACACAAACGUUCUAACACGAUGGAAAGUUUCACUACAAAGUUAUUCGGUCGCACUAACUCUCGCCGUCAAUCGGCCACUCCGCAGGAGAUUGCCAACGCCCGUCAAGAGAGGGAGAAGGCUAAUCGCAUGUAUCCUCCAGUCAGCAUGAAGAACGCCAUGCCACACUCUGGUGAGGACCUCACUCGCCCGUCUACCGAGUCGUCUCGCCGCUCCUUUGGCUAUAACCGUAAAAACAGUGAGACCGCCGGGCCCAGAUCGUCAAGGAGAUUCUCUUUCCUGCCCAUGUCGUUCUCUAGGAUGAGCUUCUCUGGUGCAUCUGGUCCCGAAUCCGCUGAGGGUGGCAGACGCGCUUCUGUUCAAGCAAACGCUCGCAGUCGUCCUGCUUCAAAGCAAUCGCCAAUCAUGGCAUUUGGCCAAGGAAGAAGUCGCUCGCCAAGUCAAAGCACAACUAGCAGCAGUAUUCCAGUUGUACAGGAUAGUAACGUUGAUGCCCGCCGUAAGAUGACUCACCAACCUGUACGUGGUGCAACCGCGCCCGAUCUUACCAAGAUGCAAGACUCUGGAUUUUCACAGCAGCAGCAGUUUUCUAGACAGCAGCAACAAGAGCAGCAGUACAACAACUACACUCCUCCUCAGAGUAGCGCUGGUCGACCAAGACAGGAGAACCUUUACACCCCUUCGCAAUCCGCAGAAUCACAGGCUUCUGAUUCAAUUACUCAGACGCCGCGACAGAAAUAUCCUGCCGGCUUCAACGAAGCUGAACCUGCUGUAGCAAAGCCUCAACAACGCCAACAGGCAGUGCUACAGAAGAACCGCAAGUUCGGAGAUGCAUACGAAGGUCAUGGCAAUGGUGGCAGUAGCGGUGGUGCCAGACGAGUGAUGGACUGGUUCCGUAAGAGAGGCAAGGACAGGAGCAACUAG